Messenger RNA from Aspergillus terreus NIH2624, 1638 nucleotides. Its product is annotated as putative MFS alpha-glucoside transporter. Lineage: Eukaryota; Fungi; Ascomycota; Eurotiomycetes; Eurotiales; Aspergillaceae. Gene Ontology annotation, biological process: transmembrane transport; carbohydrate transport. The transcript is spliced from 6 exons. Gene Ontology annotation, molecular function: carbohydrate:proton symporter activity. Bases 1 to 1638 code for a protein of 545 amino acids. The record is from RefSeq and is a predicted model, not a curated record. Gene Ontology annotation, cellular component: membrane.
AUGUCGCCAGAGAAAGUCAUCCCCAAAAGACGGGAGGUCGAGACCCAUGUCACCAUCGCAGAGUUGAUCCAGCAGGCGCAGGAGAGUGACACGGCCGACCGCCAGUUGACAAUCUCACAGGCCCUGAAAAAGUACAAGAAAGCGGUCUUCUGGGCCAUGUUUCUCUCCACCAGUCUCAUCAUGGAGGGAUAUGAUUUGAACAUUAUAACCUCCUUCUACGGGCAGACGCAGUUCAAGGACCGCUUUGGAAUCGCCAAUCCGAAGACCGGCGAGAAGGCAAUCCCCGCGGCGUGGCAAUCGGGGUUAUCGAAUUCGUCGCUGGUCGGACAACUUGGGGGGCUCCUCGUCAACGCAUACUCCCAGGACCGCUUCGGAUGUCGGCCUACUUUGAUGUUCUUCAUGGUUUGGAUGGCCGCUGCUAUUUUCAUACCGGUUUUUGCGCCGUCACUGUCUAUCCUGGCCUGGGGUGAGUCCAUGUGCGGUAUCCCAUGGGGUGUUUUCCAGACUCUUUCCACAACGUACGCAUCGGAGGUUGUCCCAACAGUGAUUCGCCCGUAUGUCACAGCGUACGUGUGUAUGUGCUGGGGCGCCGGGAUUCUGCUCUCCUCCGGCGUUGUUCGCGCCGUCACCACACUCGACGGUAACCUUGGCUGGCAACUCCCGUUCAUGCUCCAAUGGGUCUGGCCACUUCCUCUCUUCAUUGGAGCAUAUCUCGCUCCCGAGUCGCCCUGGAACGCGGUCAGAAGGGGGAAGAUAGAGCAGGCUCGGCACAGCCUGAUGCGUCUGCGUCAGGAUACCCCGGAAAGACAACGGGAGGUGGAGGCCACGUUGGCGUAUAUCCAGCACACUACGGAGCUGGAAAAGUCGGAGACCGCCAAUGCCAGCUUUCUGGAUUGUUUCAAAGGAACGAAUUUGCGACGCACGGAGAUCAACUGCGUCGUCUGGGCCGCGCAGAUCCUGUGCGGCAACGCUCUUCUUGGUUAUGCAGUUGUGUUUUUGGAAGCCGCUGGAUUUUCAGAGGUGCAGGCAUUCGAUCUGAAUAUCGCCCUCUCGGCAUGCUAUAUCAUCGGGGGUGUCAUUUGCUGGCUUCUCUUUCCGCAUGUCGGACGCGCCACGAUUUACAUGGGAGGGAUGUCCUUCAUGUUCGUUUGUCUGGUGGUGAUCGGAGGGCUGGGCUGGGCGGAUGGGAAACAAGCCCAGCUGGCGAUUGGAAUUCUACUGGUGAUCUCGACGCUCUGCAAUAUGAUCACUGUCGGGCCCGCGUGCUAUCCGAUUGUCGCCGAAACGCCGUCCGGUCGACUGCGAUAUAAGACCAUCGUUAUUGGAAGGUUUUGUUACAAUCUCACGGGAAUCUUCCAGAACUGCGUCACGCCGCGCAUGCUUUCUUCCACAGGUGAAUAUGCAGCUAACACGUCCGUUUCCCUUGCGGGAUCAGCCUGGAACUGGGGCGCCAAAGCGGGACUUUUCUAUGCGGGAACGAAUCUGGCUUGUAAUAUCUGGUGCUGGUUUCGACUUCCGGAGACGAAGGACCGCACCUUUGGGGAGAUUGACUUGUUGUUUGAGAAUGGUGUCCCAGCGAGGAAGUUCAAGCAUACCCGCGUUGAUCGACUGGAUCUCCUGCCUCGUAUCUGUCUUUGA